Molecule: messenger RNA, 849 nt
Organism: Saprolegnia diclina VS20
Lineage: Eukaryota; Oomycota; Saprolegniomycetes; Saprolegniales; Saprolegniaceae
Exons: 6
Coding region: 1-849 (282 amino acids)
Cellular component (GO): cytoplasm
Source: RefSeq, a predicted model, not a curated record
AUGGCGAGCAAGUUUAGCAUGGUUGGGGGCUCCGGGCUCUUCGGCGCCGAGGACCACCUCGAGGCGCAGGACCGCAUGGGCGCUGCCAUGGAGCAGCUCAAGGUGCGCGAGGAGCAUGAGAAGCAGCAGCGCCAGGUGGCCAAGGUCGCCGAGCAGCAGCAGCUGCUCUCGAACCUCGACGCCCAAGAGACGCAAUUCAUCCGCGAGACUGUCAAGCCCGAGCACUACGAGAACGACAGCCAGCAUGCCCAGAAGACGAGCGCCGAAGAGGAUGACGACGACUUUGAAGAUGACUUUGAAGAUGAUCCCGACUUUCUGCGACUUCGCGAGCUCCGCAUGAAGCAGCUGCAGGAGCAAUACCGUGUCAAGCAAGAAAACCUCGCCAAGGGCCAUGGCGACUACCGCGAGAUCGUCCAGGACGAAUUCCUCAAAGAAGUCACGUCAAGCCCGCGCGUCGUUGUCCAUUUCUACCACCGCGACUUUGAACGCUGCAAGGUCAUCGACAUGCACAUGGCCAAGAUCGCCAAGCGCCACAUUGAGUGCAAAUUUCUCAAGCUGAACGCGGAGAAGGCGCCGUUCUUCGUGACAAAGCUCGUCGUGCGCGUGCUUCCGACGGUCAUUUACUUUAAGGAUGGUAUUGCGUCGGACGACCGCGUCGUGGGCUUUGAGGGGCUCGCGGACGGCCUCCGCGCCGGCAAGGAAGACGAGUUCCCGACCGUCAACCUGGCGCGUCGCUUGGCCAAGAUUGGCGCGAUCGACGUCGCUGACGACGAGGUCGAGCCGACCAGCUCGGCGACGAAGUCGAGCAUUCAAGUCGCAUAUCACUCGGGCUACGACUCGGACGAGUAG